AGUGUUUGAUAGCCAAUUGCGCUCUUAUCGGUCUCAUACUUUCAAGCUUCUCUGUCAGCGCACGACGAAAAGUAUGAGUCAGUUUGCGGGAUAAAAUAUACGGAGCAAUACCUUUCUUUUUCUGGGUUGCGCUAUCGAAUAGCUUAACAUGCCAACAACCUCACUAUCUCAUAAAGACUCCCCUUAAAAUUCUGGCGAUGGCUAAAACAAAGUGGAAUCUGCUGUUUGCAACAUUCAUUUUGUCCUGUGCCUCUUUAACAGUGCUAAUUGUUUCCUUGUGCACUCCCUAUUGGCUUGUGUCGGAAGCGUUCGAAAGCAAUGCGUACAAGAACAGCGAGAUCAAUUAUGGACUUUUCUCUGGAUCACUCACACAGAACUUUCUCCCUGUUCCUCGUUACUUCGACCUAACACUUACUUGUUUGUACAGCGAAUAUGUAUGCGCUUACAGUUGCCAGGACAGCGAAGAAAGCAGAACCGAAGAGGUUUUGUUACUACUUCAAGGUUUACGUCCAGCAGAUUGUCCUUUGCGCAGCUCGAGAAAAGUUUCCGCAGCAAAUAUUAAUCAGCUUAUUUCAUCCGGGCCCAGUGGGAAGGCUAAUGGUCACGAUCGAGCUGAAUUCAUCAAUACCGGACUUUGGGUGUCUACAGUAGUGUUUACAGGAAUUGCUGCUGGAUUCGCGGGCAUUUCCGUUAGCUUCUCCAUUAUAAACGUUCUUUUCAAUCCGGUAGAGCCAAUAUUAAGUGUUUUCGGCUUGUACAUCUGGAAUGGAAUUGCCGCGACUGCUGGCGCUUUGGCCAUGAUCCUUUGGGGAUCGUUGUUUGGUAGUACGUUGCAGCAAAAUAUAGCCAUAACCGACACGCUUACCGUACAGAUACCCUAUAAAUCUAACGGGCUGGCGUCACUCGGGGUAUCUUAUUUUCUCUUACUGUUGCCAAUAGUGUUUCACACUGCUAAUAUUGCAUUAUUGGUUUGGCGUCGUCACAUCAUCAAUAGGGAACCUCCUCCAACAACGAUUGAUGUGGAUCGAUCCGAUUUAACAAUCAUUAUGUAUUAAAAAUGCAAAGGAGAAGUUUUUUAACUAACUGGCUAAUGCGUGAACGGUCUUUGCUAGUUUUAUGGUAAAUAAAUGCAUUUGCUAAAC
This is a messenger RNA of Anopheles darlingi, 1142 nucleotides long. RefSeq lists its product as uncharacterized. The transcript has 3 exons. NCBI's taxonomy places the organism in Eukaryota, Metazoa, Arthropoda, Insecta, Diptera, Culicidae. Bases 198 to 1055 code for a protein of 285 amino acids. The record is from RefSeq and is a predicted model, not a curated record.